This is a messenger RNA of Sebastes umbrosus (honeycomb rockfish), 3162 nucleotides long. Its product is annotated as sortilin. The transcript has 21 exons. Lineage: Eukaryota; Metazoa; Chordata; Actinopteri; Perciformes; Sebastidae. The coding region runs from base 343 to 2790 and encodes 815 amino acids. Gene Ontology annotation, molecular function: protein binding. Gene Ontology annotation, cellular component: membrane; Golgi apparatus. Gene Ontology annotation, biological process: vesicle organization; endocytosis; Golgi to endosome transport. The record is from RefSeq and is a predicted model, not a curated record.
AUAGCAUUCUCUCUUUUCUGUAACGCAAACUGAUCUCUCGCACUGAUUCUCCCACAUUUUCCUCUCUUGCUUUGGUUGCAAAAGGCCACAUGGUGCGUUUUCCAUCAAAAUACACUUUGUGUAAAUCCUCCCACCCAGCAGCAGCAGCAGCAGCUCAGGUCACCUGGAUGCGGGUAGAAAAACACCUGCUGGUGGAGGACGCACCACUUCACACAGCACUUUUCUUUAUGUUAAGGACCAGUUCGAGCGCGUCCCACACCCAUUUGCUUACAACAAACUGAGCCAGUAUCUGCAGACAUCUGCUACUCUGAGGUCCCCUUUAUUAUUAUUCUCUCAUCGGAUAUGAUCUGGAGACUGGUGGUCCUCGGUGGGUUGUGCGUCCUUCUUCUAGGCGCUGGAGGCAGCAGGACGGUGACUUUCCACCGGAUUCAGCAGCAGCAUGAGAGCCCUGCACGACCCAGGAGGGAUACGACCCCCAACAGACCUGUUCACGGACCCCCCUUCACCUCCUGCAAGACCCCCCUCACACCAGUCGAGCACAGGGUCCUGGAUGACAAUAAGCAUGAGACAGGGUUCAACGGUGAUGAUGGCUCCUAUGUGAUUCUUACAUGGGUGGGCGAUGGUACAGGUGUCGUCCUGGUGCUGUCAACAUUUAGUGCUCCAAUAGAUACUUUCCUAGAAGGCGGCUCUUCGCGACUUUAUCGAAGCACGGAUUAUGCAAAAUCCUUCCAUGACAUUUCCCAUCAGAUCAACAACACCUUCAUAAGGGAGGAGUUUGGAGUCAGUGUUGGACCAGGGAGCUCUGUGAUUCUGACAGCAGACAUCCCGGUGGUGGACAAUGCUGGCGGGAUCAUCUUCACCUCCACGGAUGCCGGCGCGACCUUCAAGUUCAUCAAGCUGCCCUUCCACCUGGAUCAGCCAAUCACGUACCACUUCCUCAACCCUGACUACCUGGUGGCGCUCAGCAUCGAUGGCGGUCUGUGGCUCUCUCUGGACUUUGGUGCCAAGUGGACAAAAGUUCAUGAUGGAGUGCAUUCUUUCUCAUGGGGGGCCGGCAUUAAUUUGUUCUUCAGCUUCAGUCGAACAGACACAGUUGAGGCAGAUGAGAGGGGCAAUUUGGUGCUGAAGAAGACUAAAGAUCUGGGGAAAACCUUCACCACAAUCCACGAGGACAUCUUCAGUUUUGGCUACAUAGGAGCCUUCCUCUUCUUCUCCGUGAUGGAGGAUUCGAGAUCCCCUCGUGUCAUGUAUUUCUCAUCAGACCAAGGAGAUACCUUCAGUCGAGCGCUUCUACCUUCUGCCUCCACCGAGCAGUUCUACUCCAUCCUGGAUGGAGAUGAAGAUAUGCUCUUCAUGCACGUGGACAACCCAGGAGACACCUUCUUUGGAACCAUGUACACAUCAGACGACCGCGGCAUCUUGUUCUCCAAAUCGCUGGAGCGCCACCUGUUUGAUGGGCAGAGGAAGAGCGACUUCACCAACAUAACGUCACUGAGAGGAGUCUACCUCACUAAUAAACUGGACGAGGAUGGCCGUAUAAGAUCUGUCAUGUCCUUUAACAGAGGAGGGAUGUGGAGGCAGCUUAACAAACCUGAGAAUGUGGAAUGUGGAGAAAAAGUCAAAAAUUGCAACCUUCAUAUUCACGGAGAGCACAGCCGCGUCAACCACAUGGUUCCCAUGCUGGCUCUGUCUGAGCCGACUGCUAUCGGUCUGGUUAUCGCUCACGGUACGGUGGGCGACUCUCUGUCGUCGUCGCAGAACCCGGAUGUGUUUGUCUCCUCAGACGGCGGUUAUAACUGGAGGGGGACACUGAGAGGUCCUCACCACUACAGCAUCCUGGACUCUGGGGGUCUCAUUGUGGCUGUGGAGGCCCAUCGGGAAGGACAAGCCAAGACUAUCAAGUUCUCCACGGACGAGGGCCGGUGCUGGAAGUCCUAUAACUUCACCGAGCAGCCCUUAUUCUUCGCGGGCCUGGCGUCCGAGCCGGGGACCAAGGCCAUGAACGUCAGCGUGUGGGGCUUCCGCCCGGAGGACGACGGCCAGCCCAUGUGGGUGGUCGUCACCAUUGACUUCCAGAGCCUCAUCACGAGAGAGUGUAACGACCAGGACUAUGAGGAGUGGUUGGCUCACGCUUCAGAUGGAGGAGACUCGGAGAGGAACGGCUGUCUCUUGGGCGUCAAAGAGACCUACAGGAGGCUAAAGAAGCAGUCUGUGUGCAGAAAUGGACGCAACUUUGUGGUGAGCAAGAAGCAAAGCCCCUGCCCAUGCACCAGAGAAGAUUACUUAUGCGACUACGGUUACUACCGUCAUGUGAACACCUCGGAGUGCGUGAGACAACACAGCGCCGCAAAUAAAACCUUGGAGCUCUGUCUGAACGGAGAGGAGGAUGAGCUGCUGACGGCGGGGUACCGCAAGGUCCCGAGUGAUCAGUGCGAGGGAGGCUUCAGCCCUCUGCUCGCAAUACAGACAGUCAUCAGACCCUGUGGGGUUAAAACCAGCCCUGCUCCACCUGCUAGGUCCUCAUCUCCGGUCACACACUUUGACACACCGCGAGAGAGGCUGGUGUUGAUCCUGGUGUGUGCAGGAGCAGGAGUCAUCGUCCUGGUGGCUAUCGUUUCCGCCGUCUUCGCUGUCAAGAGGGUGGUGUACAGAAACAGUUCACCAGUGUAUCGCUUCUCCAACCUCCGGAUUCAGGAUGAAGAAAACAGCAUCACAGCCGAUCUUGAAAGCGCCACCAGCAGCAAUGGCACGGUCUGCCAGCAGGAAUCAGAUGAUGAUCUUAUUGAAUGACACACAACAACACAUUUCUGUGGAUAUAAUGAAUAUUCAAGAUGAUGGAGACCAGCUGUUCUGAAAAAGACUGCAUUUUGUUGGACUUAUCCCUGAUAUUUUUGAUAUGGGAGCACCCUUCGUGGCAAGUUGUGAGGAUCUGAAAGGACACGGGAAGCAUGAGAAUGUCUUAAUUUAUUGAGCUUGCUUGAUUUCGUUGCUUUGCUUUGCUUACUCCUUGAUUUAUUUGUACAGUUUUUUUUUAUUCUAUUUCAAUUGUACUCUGUGUUGCACCACCUCUUUACUUUCUAUUCAAUGUGAAAACAAACAAGACAAUCCUAAAAAUGUGCAUUUGUUAAAAAAAAUAAAAAAAAUAAAAAAAUAAAAUAAAUA